UUUGUUACACAUCUACUACCAAUCCAAAAAAAGGAAACUUGUAUAGAUUCUCAAGAACAAGAGGCAUUGUACAAAUUGGCUUUUAAAUCAAUUCAGAGAGUUGUCACUUGCAAUAAAUUAAGUAAUCGUGUACUUGUAAAAUAUUGUGUUCGUUUAUUCCCUCAUGUAAGACAACCAGCAGAUAAAAUGCUUCCAUUUGUAUGUAAUUUAGUUAAACUAGCAGAGCAAAGUAAUGAUGAAGAUACAAGAAUUGAAAUUUGGUCAUUAAUUAUUGAUAGAUUAUUACAAUUAGAUGCGGCGAUAACUGAUUUACAUGAUGAGGAAAGCAGAUUAAGUUUUUGCAAUAAUACUAAUGAUUCUUCAAAUAAUUGUUUUCCAAGUCCUGCAAAUAACUCGAAUAUUAUAAUAGAAUCAAUAGUUGAAGAAAAACAGCCAAUAGAAAAUCCAAUGGAAACAAAACUUGAUCAAUUUGUUGCGCUUAUUCUUUUAUUUGUUGGUACAAAAGGGGGAAAAUUAGCUGAAGAAGUUAUUCAACAAAUAAUUAAUAAAGAAACAGAUAAAAAUUUUGAAGGAUUAUUACGAUUCUUGAUUUCAAAAAUUGAAGAGGAGGAAAUUAAUAAUCAAAAUAAUAAUAAAAGAAAGAAAAAGCCUUUCUGCACAAUUUUUCAAUUAUUUCUUGAAGGAUUUGAUGAACACGUUUUAACAGCAACUGGAGUGCAUUCAACACCUUUUGUUUGGUUUUAUCUUUGCAGUCUUUCUAAUGAGAAUUGUCAAAAAAUGUUAGAAUUUUUGUGGGAAGUAAUUCGGACACCAAUUGAACGGGGGGAUUGGAGAAAAUCACAAAAUGCAGCUACUUUUUUGUGUGGAUUCUUGGCACGAGCAAAUUAUAUUGAUUUGGAAUUUGUUUGUUCCUGGAUAAAUACAAUAUCUAAUUGGUGUUUUAAUUAUAUUUUGGAAAAUUCAAAAAAUGAAAUUUCUAAAAGAAACAUUGCUGUUAACACAAAAAUGGUUCAACAUGGAAUUUUUUAUUCAACAGUACAAGCACUUUUAUUUGUUUUUUGUUAUCGUUAUGAAGAAUUAAAUAAAGAAGAAAAUAGUUUAAGCCAAUUUAAUUUAUGGAAUUUAGACAAAAUUGUUUUUAAUUCAUUAAAUCCUUUACAACAUAUUUCCCAAGGUGUUGCUUUGUGUUUUUUAAAUUUGGCUAGGUUAAUUAUUUGGAUUUUUGAAAAUAAAAAUUUAAUUUUUAGACGUUUUAAUUUAUUUGAGAAAAACACAGAUAAUUCAUCAUUAUCACCCAAAACAUCUACUCAUUCUAUGGCUGAAAUUUCAUUAAAACGUAGAAGGGCUGUUAUUGAUUUGUUUUUUCCUUUUAGUUUUUGUUCAUUAAAAAUGUAA
Messenger RNA from Meloidogyne enterolobii, 1395 nucleotides. The record is from the annotation of a GenBank genome assembly. NCBI's taxonomy places the organism in Eukaryota, Metazoa, Nematoda, Chromadorea, Rhabditida, Meloidogynidae.